Saccostrea cuccullata (small rock oyster) is the source of this 5730-nucleotide messenger RNA. RefSeq lists its product as uncharacterized. The transcript is spliced from 6 exons. The coding region runs from base 157 to 3390 and encodes 1077 amino acids. The record is from RefSeq and is a predicted model, not a curated record. Gene Ontology annotation, molecular function: lipid binding. Gene Ontology annotation, cellular component: extracellular region; membrane. Gene Ontology annotation, biological process: lipid transport; lipoprotein metabolic process. NCBI's taxonomy places the organism in Eukaryota, Metazoa, Mollusca, Bivalvia, Ostreida, Ostreidae.
AAUAGACCAAAUGCUCUUUUGUUGAAGAAGUGAAAUAGGCUUACGUGUCAUGUAAACAGACGCUAAAUAAAUAAACAGCUGUUAAAUAUGAAUUUAUGGAGCCAUGAAACUCUGAAUUAGACAUUUUAACUGGUUUAAUGUGAUUGUUCUAUCAUCAUGGACAGAGCCGAAAGAACCCUUCAAAGAAAAGGUUAUAGUGUGACAACACAUCCCAAAGACGAGAACUCAUUUUAUUACAGUCUUCAUGCUGUAUUAAAUACAGAGAAAGGACAGCCUUCUGGCAAAAAUGCAAAGCAAACGCGUGAUGAGAUAUUCAAACUCGAGUUGGAUAACGCUAUGUAUUUCCACCUAUUUCACCCCCAGCGCGUCAGCUGCGAUGGAACAAUGCACCCAAGAGAUUGCCUAUCAAGUGAUCAGGAAAGGGUGAAAAAGGAGAAGAAGUAUGCAUCUCCUCGGGAAAUUUAUGCUGCAACAGAAUUACUACAGAAGGACAUAUGUCUUAUUCGUUACAAUAAAUCUGAUAGUGAGGACAUGCUCGGAUUUCAGGGGUACAUUUUUGCUCCAUGUAUCAGGCCGUGUCUUGAUUCAGAGCCGGUAUAUAUUCUAAUGAUUGAAAAUCAAGAUGGAUCGACAGAAUUCGGCAAUAUUGAUUUCAGAGAUAAUAGUAAAGAUCUAAAAUCUAGCCCUUGGGAUCUAGUGAAUGAAGAGCACAAGAAGUGUUUUGGCACACGAUUCAGAAAUAGUUUUCAUUUGCUGUUUGAUGAACAUGUUAGGUAUGGAAUAAAAGAUGAUGUCAAAGAUUUGUAUCGCCGUUUAAGUUUAGAAUUCUACGGUAAAGAAGAUCACCAUGACCGCAUACUGAAUAUUAUUUGUAACUUUGAAAUGGAAGAGGACAAUCUGGAUUUAUUUUGCAAGUACGCAGAUGAUACCAUCAAUGAAGAAACGAGAGCCACCGAAAAGGAGAGGCUUUUGAAGAAACACACAGAGAAAGUUAAAAAUCGACAGAAACCUCCCACUGAUGGAGAACUCUAUGCCAUAUCAUCAGUAUUCAACGUCGACAUUGUUGUUGAUAAAAUGUGCAGAGGUGACUGGAAAACCUAUAUGUCAGUGGCAUGUAGAUAUGCCUGUUGCUUUAGCUCUCCAAUCCUUCUGCAUCAGCAGACGAGUCGUGGAGAAUACAUGCCUUAUGUCACAGCACCAGGAGAAUGCUCUUGUCGCCAGAAAAAGCCAGAAAUACAGGGGCAUAUUGGGAAAAUUAAAGAUGACAUCCACAAAGCAGUGUUGCGAACCCCAUGCUGUCCAUCAAGUAGGAAACACCAAAACCACAGCCAUUUAAAGCAUGUACUGAACAACAGGACAAUUUGGCCUCAGCGAACUGAUUAUCUCAUCCCAACGAACGACAUAGAAAUCGUUGCAGCUCGACUUUAUGCUGAAGAAAGGCGACUUGAUCAAAUAAAUGGUGGAAAUGGUACUUUAGUCAAAGCCCUGUCUAAAGAAUUAUAUGGAGAUGAAAGUCAAUAUUUUUCAAGUGACCUUCAGGAUGCUUUAGGAAACGAGACACUGGAUUUCGAUGAAAAGAUGCGAAGGAUUUCUGACUGGUUGACAGUUCCCAUAUACAUCUACCAUUCAGAUCUAACCCAGUUAAACUGCUCUCAGGGGCUCUACUGGACAAAAUUCGAACCUGUUCGUUCGAGGUCAGACCAACUUGAUGGGAAGAAAGAAUGCAGGUUUUAUAUAACUCUUUUCUACAAUGGACUGAAGGAUUCCUUUGAUCGGAUAACUCCUCUCAGAGGUUGUAACUGUGAAAUUCCGCCACCUCUUUCCUUACUUCGAAACCAACAGAAAACGGAAUCUCAGCUUUUAAUAUGCGUGGAUCCAAAGCAACGUCACCAUCCUCUCAUCACGUUCCUUUCAAAGGAUCCUGACGAAGAAAUGUUCAUGACAGAAAUAAGAGAUUUUCCAGUGUGCACGCCCUACUCUUCACUGCGUAUAGCGAUGCAAAGAAACGACAUGAAAGGAAGAACGUUUGACUCCAUUCAAUUUUUCGAACAUUCUUUUCUUCGUUGCUUAAGCAAAGAGAUAUUUGGAACAGAAAAAAAUGUAGAUUUAUUACUGAAAGAACUUAGUGAGGAAUUGUUGCAGAACAUUCACUUUUAUGAACCGGUUAUUGGAGAUGAAACUAAACAUACUUUCAAUGCUACAUUUGGAAAGUUCCCACAGAACGAAAAAGACAACAAAAAAAUUGCGAAAUUUAUAAUUGAAAGAAUGGAAGAUGAUCUUCCUACUGAUGACCUAUUGUUAUGGCUUGCUUGUACAUUUUUCCAGACUGAGAUCUAUGUCCUUAAAGUCAACGACACAAAAACCUCUACAGAGAGCUCCUGGACUGAGUACUCAAAGCUGAGAACCCGGAAAAAGAAUCCCAAUAAAACCACACGUUUUAAAAGUAAAUGUCCUAAGAAUAAAAGGCCCUAUAUUUCUCUUAUUCAGACGGGAAGCAAGCAGUUUCACAGAAUUAUUCCAAAAAUGGAUUGUUGUAAUUGCGUUUCAGAUGUUCCAGUUGAACCAUCAAAUGAAGCUGACUUAACGCCAUAUCGCACACAACAAGAUCGCAACUUGAUGCGAGAGAUAAGGACAGUGGAUACUCUUCUGGAGACAGCUUGCGUGACUGUAGAGCAGUGGCUUUUAUGCAAUCAGAUUUUGCAGAGAAGAUGUGACUUGGUGAUAAAUGAAAUUGAAGGUCGUCGUAAAAAUGUAAAUAUUGCCACAAUAUCUGGUUCUGGGGCAGGAAUUGUCGGUGCAGUACUGACAGGUGUUGGAAUAGCGCUGGCACCGGUAACCGGAGGAAUUUCCACCCUACUGGCUGUAGGGGGAGGGGUUCUGGCGGUUUCCGGAGGAACAGUGGCUGCAGGAGCAAAAAUUACCGAAACCUACUUGAACAGUGGUACAAUAGACACACUGAAACGGUAUCAAAACUGUUAUCAGGAGAGAUUUGAGCGCCUUCAAAACGUAAUGGAUGAACUUAAAAGGGAAGUAACUAAACUGGCAGAGGUAUCAACUGAAAUUAAAACCAAUCAGAAUAUUGAGGCAUCCGACUUCGCGGGAAUUCAGAGUCUACCGGGUAUUUUGAGAACCGUGAAAGGUCUAGCAAUGAUUCCUAUAAGCCUGUUGAGGGUGUCGGCCAGAGGCAUAAUAAUUCUUGGCGCAAUAAUUGGGCCGCUGACGGCGAUGGUUGAUGCAGGUCUAUUGGCAUUCUCGGCUUAUAAUAUGGCGAAAGGAAACCGAACUGAUCUGACGGAAAACCUUCGCCGAAUAUCAGCAUCACUUCAUGGAGCAAGAAGGCAGAUGCAUAACUGGGCGUACGGGAAUGUUAGACCUUUCUAUUAUGAUUAGAAGAUCCAUAUAAGAAAUUAUCAUACUACAGUGUAGUAUUUUGAUGAGUAUCAUAAUUGAAAAUUCAAAUCUUGCUAAAGUGAAAGACAAACAAUUGAAGAUCAAGUAUAAGUAAGUGUUACUAAAAAAAAUAUGUAGAUGGUGGUUGGAAUUUUACCAUCUUAUAUUUUAUAAAACUUUACUCUUCAUUAAUGUUUUUGAGCUCUAAUUUACGUGUUUAACAUUUUUUUCUUUCUUGAUACGGGACUAUGUUAUUGUAUGGUCAAAUGAGGAUAAGUGAACAUUAAUUUGAUGAAGGUUUUCUUGGGGUCAGAUUUUCAUGGUGUUAGGAAAAAAAUAUUUGUUUGUUGGAUUUCGAUUUUUUGGAUGAAGAACUGUUUGAUAGUUUUGUAUGAGAAAAUUUAACAUUUCGUAAUGAUCAUGAAUUCGUGGGUCACUUCACGCCUCGUAAAGCACGAAAAUUAAUCCCCAACGAAAAUGAUUGAUUUCAGUAGUUCUUAGAAAUAUUAACUCACCCAAACUUAUGCUGUCAAUCUCUUUGUUAAUAGAUGUGAGUGAAGGAUAUUUACAGAUUUAAAGAUAUAGAAUUUAUUUAACGAGUAGGAAAGAUAUUCUGUUUUUCACGAGUUCAAACUUUUAACAUGGAACAUAUUUUUAUUGAAAUUUGUGAUUUAAAUUUUAAGAUUAAAACAUAAAAGAGAUAAUUCAGGAUUGAUAGAUGUUUGUUUUUCACCUAAUGAAAUUACUUUUAUUUUCACUGUUAUAUACUUGUUUAAGAAUUUACUUUAUUCAAAUGAUUAAUUACAGUAUUUCACAAUUGAAAUGUUUUACAUUCUGGAGUAACUGUCUUUCAUUUUUUCCAUCGAUGUAUACUUUAUUGACUAAACAGUAAGAGCUUCUACAAAGUCAGUGUCACUAUGAUGCAAUUGUGACAUCAUAGGCGGUAUUAUUUUUGUCUCGCUUUAUUUUUUUUAUAAGCUCAUCUGAGCUGAAAGCUCGAGUGAACUUUUCUGAUCACACGUGUACCGGAAUUUGUCCAUCUGUCUGCCCGUCUGUAAACUAUUUAUAGUUUCAACUUCUUAAUAACCACUGGGUAAAUUUUAACAAAACUUGGUAUAUAGCAUCCCUUGGUAAAUCGGAUUCUAAAUUCUCACGACGAGCUAAUCUCCCUUCAAGGAGGUGGUUGGGUGGAUAUCUGGAAAAUACAAAAUAGGAUGGAAUAAUUUUCUUCUCAAGAAACCCAUGUGUUAGAGAAGAUGAUAUAGUGUAUAUUUUGAAUUGUUGAAAUCGUCGGCCCCUGGGAAAAGGUUUCAUAAUAGGAAAACAAAGUUAUUUUUCAUGAAAAUUUAUGUAGAUAUCUUUAUAAAUCUUCUCAAGAAAAGGGACCAGAAAAGCUGAAAUGUGUGGCAGCUUUCUAAAAAUAUGUAGAUUCUAAAUUGAUCAAAUCAUGGCCCUUGAAUCAUUUUUUUAAAAAAUUUAAAUAUAGAGAAAAAAAUAUUUGAAAAUCUUCCCAAAAGCCACCGGGUAGAAACCCUUGUGUGGAAGCUUUCUUAUUAAGUGUUUUAGAUUCUAAAUUGGUCAAAUCAUGGCUUCUGGGGGAGGGUGUGGCCACAAUAGGAAAUCAAGAUUUCGUGAAUAAAUGUACAGGAAAAUCUUUAAAAAUAUCCUUCUAAAGAACAACUCGCUAGAAAUGCUAACUUAUGUGGAAGCUUUCUUAGAUAUGUAGAGAUUCUCAAUUGGUCAAAUUAUGGUCCCUCGGGGAGGUUGGGGCCAUGAUAGGAAAUUAAAUUUUUACAUCAAAUAUGUACAGGAAGAAUCACUGGAUAAAAAAGUGUGAGACAUUUGUUAGAGCUUCCAAAGAAAGUUGGGUAAGGUAAGACCUCAAAAGGAUAUCUAACUCUUAACAUUGAAAUACAUUAAAAGAAUCUUUAAAAAAAAACUCUUUUCAAGAACUACUGGAUCUGAAAAUUAGACGAAAGAUUCGUUUAAAUUGCUCACAUUAUAGGCCCCAGAGAUUGGAUGAUGUCACAUUAGGAUUAUAUUGAGAUAAAUCUUAAAAACCCUUUACAGAGCUAUGAUAAAUCAGUAGUAGCAUCAUCUGGUAAUGUUAAUUUAUUUUUGUUUAAACCAAGGUUAUGAAUGAAGACUGAGACUACAAAAGCCAGUUAAAAUUUUACGUAGGAGGACCAAAGUGAAUCUGGGGAGCGGUGUGGUCAAUGAUCCUAUUAUUUAUUUCUUUGUUUCUCAUUUCUUUGAUUAUAUUUCAAAGCAACUUUAAAAGUGUGGCAUUGUGUGUUUUUAACGAACCAUGUACUCUAGUCAUUAAAGUUCUGAAGUUUA